Molecule: messenger RNA, 2216 nt
Organism: Protopterus annectens (West African lungfish)
Lineage: Eukaryota; Metazoa; Chordata; Ceratodontiformes; Protopteridae
Gene: ST8SIA1
Product: ST8 alpha-N-acetyl-neuraminide alpha-2,8-sialyltransferase 1
Exons: 4
Coding region: 1-750 (249 amino acids)
Biological process (GO): N-glycan processing; oligosaccharide metabolic process
Molecular function (GO): alpha-N-acetylneuraminate alpha-2,8-sialyltransferase activity
Source: RefSeq, a predicted model, not a curated record
AUGAAGAAAUGUGGACUUAACAGGUGCGAUAAAAGCCUGCGGAGGGUUUUGACUGAUGGAGCGGAUACCCCAUGGGAGCUGCCAUUGAAAAAGUGCUCAGUAGUCGGAAAUGGUGGGAUUUUGAAGGACAGUGGAUGUGGAAGGCAAAUAGAUGACGCUGAUUUUGUUAUGAGAUGCAACUUGCCACCUCUUUCCAAAGAAUACAGUAAAGAUGCUGGUACAAAAACAGACCUGGUGACUGCAAACCCUAGUAUUAUUGAGAAAAGGUUUAAUAGUCUUCACUGGUCAAGACUAGAAUUUCUGAAGAAUGUCAAAAUCUACAAACAAAGUUUAAUUUAUAUGCCAGCUUUUUCCAAAAAGCAUGGGACAGAACUUUCCUUGCGUGCCUACUAUACCCUGUCUGAUUUUAAUGCCACUCAAAAGGUUAUAUUUGCUAAUCCAGACUUUCUGUUACACACUGAAAGGUUUUGGAAGAACAAAGGAAUUAGUGCAAGGCGUCUUUCUACUGGUCUGUUCCUUGUCACUGCUGCUCUGGAUUUAUGUGAAGAAGUGACAAUUUAUGGAUUCUGGCCAUUUGGAGUGGACCUUCAUGGAAGACCUCUUAGCCAUCAUUAUUAUGACAAUACUUUACCCAUUUCUGGGGUUCAUGCCAUGCCAAAGGAAUUCCAGAAACUCUGGUUGCUUCAUAAAAUGGGAGUUUUAAGAAUGCAGUUAGGCAAGUGUGAAGAAGUCCAUCAUGACAAGAACUGAACAGUUAGUUUCUUUUUAUACCCUAGUGUUAUGAUUUAGCAUCCUGCAUGGGCAUUUAUGUGAAUGAGAAAGGACUAUGAAUGAAAACAAUAAAAUAUAAUAUUUAUUUAGAUUUUUUUUACAAUAACAGUUUACUGACUGUUCAGUAAAGAAUGUCAGAAUUCAUAGCCAUGGCCUACCUGUGGGGUCAUGUGCAAUUGAUAAGUGAGUUUACACAUCAUUAGAUCAGCAAAUCAGGGAGAUGUUUUCAUGCCAUGGCUUUUUUCUUAAGUGUGGUAUAUUUAUUUAUUUAAUAUAAGAUCAUUUUAACUGAACAUGAAACAAAAAGCAGUGAUGCCAAGCUUUUCAGGAUGCACCUUGUCUUACAAGUGAUUACCUCUUAAAAAGCGCAGCCACAUUUUUUGUGCCAAUACACUUUAAUUGUUAUAUUCUGCUUUCAUUAAGCUGUUAUUGCACAUUAAUUACAGAACAGGCAAACAGUUACUCUCUCACAGUGUUUACUAAACAGCUAAUUCCUCAUUAUCCAGUGCAGAUUGCAUGGUAUGAUCAUUGUGGACAGUUUACAGUCACUGAUGGUUUUGCACAUCUAGCAAACAUGUAACAUGGUGACAUAUAUUCUGAGUCUGUGGGAAGUGGCUUAAGGUACUAUUCGUAUAAUGCCAGGUACACUAAUAUAGUGUAAGUCACAUGUUAGAAGGAGAUUAUAUUACUGGUAUACUAAAAAUAAAUACAGUUUUGGGGAACAUUUUGCCUGUCUGGAUACAGAGUCAAACCAGGAGAAUAUAAUAUCCAGUUUGAAGCAACAUUGGAAGAGUCUGAGAAAUUAAUUAGAAACAUGAUGCUGGCCUGCAUUGGUUGCCAUUUGGUAAUAUAAUUAGAUAGAUUACAAUGUUACAUCCAUUAUACAAUGUAUUGUGUUGCAUUUGAAAAGUCGACCCUCCCUCGCAGUUCAAUUCCAGGUCUUCUUUUUUCAUUACAGUAUGUCUCCAGUAUGAACUAGUUACUAGAAACCAGAUUGUAGUUUAUAAAACUUGGAAUCAAAGAGCCCACACAUCUUGUUUUUAAGCUUAACUUCUUUCAUAAUUUGACAGAGGAAUUUGACUCAACCUGCAUGACAUACAGCAGACACAGGGAAAUCUGUACUUUUCAGAUACUGUACAAAAUCUUACUUAUGCAGUACACAGUCUUGCUGAAGUCAGUGUUUUAGUCUUAUGCUCAGCACAGAGCCUAACUACUAAUUUAUUAUGUCCAAUAUUUAUGGUUUCAGUAAAGUAUUAGUAUGCUACAAUGCAGCAAACCAAGGGGAGGCAAUUCAACAACAGAAAUGGGAAAAUGUAUAUCAUAAAAAGAUUUAUGUCUUAGGGGACAAAAUGAAAAAUCUUCUAACAGUUGCUCUUCUUCUUUCGGAUUUUCCCGGUUAGGGGUCACCACAGCGGAACUCUGGUCCGCUAAUGAUUGGCAGUAGA